GACGUAACAGCAGCCUUGUGCUCCUUCGUCCACCACGUGCAGCAGCAGCAGUUCAGUCGCGGCAGACAUUUCCACAUCUCACGAUGAAACGACCCAAGUUAAGGAAAGCCAGUAAGCGACUUUCCUGUUCCAAACGUUACAAGAUACAGAAGAAGGUCCGGGACCAUAAUCGAAAGCUGAGAAAAGAGGCAAACAAGAAAGGAGUGAGCAAACGAGUGAAGAAGGACCUCGGGGUUCCCAGCAGUGCUCCCUUCAAGGAGGAGGUGCUGAGAGAAGCGGAGCAGAGGAGGCUGCAGAUUGAGGAAGAAAAGGAAAGAAAACGACAAGCCAAAAAGGAGGAUCGUGCCCAGAAAAGGAAGAAAGACAAGGAGUCUGCAAGUAAAGAGACAGGACCCAAAGCCAAGAAGGCUUGCAGGGAUAAUGCAGCAAAUAAAACAGAGAAACGGCCUGGACCAGACAAGAGCUCAAAAAAGUUUAUUUGUGGUGAACUUAACAAGGUAAUUGAAGAAUCUGACGUAGUCAUCGAAGUCCUUGAUGCCCGAGAUCCACUGGGAUGCCGGUGUCCGCAGUUGGAGGAGGCCGUGCUGCAGAGCGGAGGCAACAAGAAAUUACUCUUCGUCUUAAACAAAAUAGAUCUGGUACCAAAGGAACAUGUGGAGAGGUGGAUAGAGUGUUUACAUAAGGAGUUUCCAGUUGUGGCGUUCAAAGCGUCAACACAGAUGCAGAACAAAACAGUAGAACAAGCCAAAAAGAGUAGAAUAGUACCAUCAAAUGUCGUCCUGGACAGAUCCAGAGCAGCCGCCUGCUUCGGUGACUCUUGUCUCAUGGACCUUCUCACAAGUUAUGCUGCUAAAACACAGAGUGAAGCUGCACUCAAAGUGGGAGUAGUUGGAUUUCCUAACGUUGGUAAGAGCAGCCUCAUUAACAGCUUGAAGGGAAUGAUGGCAUGCAACGCUGGCGUCAAGAGGGGCAUCACAAAAUCCAUGCAAAUUGUGCACAUCUCUAAGAAUGUUAAACUUAUAGACAGCCCAGGAAUUGUGGCAUCGCCUUCCAACCCAGCGGCCUCUCUGGCUCUGUGGAGCCUGCAGGUGGAGGACGGCCAGAAGAGUGUCCUGGAUGCUGUCGGCACUCUGCUUAAGCAGUGUGACAACACCCAGGUUGUGCUUCAGUAUAACAUAGCAGACUUCAGGAAUUCUUUGGAGUUUUUGACCAUGUUUGCAAAAAAGCGUGGUUAUCUGCUGAAGGGGGGAGUUGCUGACACAGACCAGGCAGCUGCCACUUUCCUUUCUGAUUGGACAGGAACAAAACUCAGCUACCACUGUAAGGUGCCAACGAACCACGCCCUCCCAGCUUAUAUGACUGAUGCUGUGGUUGCUGAAAUGCAGAGCUGUUGGGAUCUAAACAUAGUAAAAGUAGGAAAUGAAGAAACUCUGAAAGGUGUUAAGUUUCCACACCAGGCCAGCAGUAUUAAGUUCACCUCUAAAGGCCCAACAAAAGGUCUGCUGAGAGUGGCCGACAUAUCUGAAGAAAAACCGGGACCUGCAGACUCUGAAGAAAAACCUGGACCUGCAGACUCUGAGGGGGAGGUGGAGAAGAACGAUGAGGUGGAGAAAAACAAUGAGACUGAACAGACUGAGGACGCAAACAAAGAAAAGGAACCAGAGGAACCCCAGAAAUCAUCAGUUAAAAAAAACCCCCACAAGGUGCAGUUUCAGCUUCCUCCCAUUGAUGUGAACCUGUCUGGUGUUAGGACGGAUGACGCCUAUGACUUUAACACAGAUUUUAAAUGAGCAUCAACUAAGUGACUCCUGAAAUGUGUUGGUCCUGCUGCUGCCAGAGUAAACACCUGUUGCUUACAAGCUGUUCUCCCUCUGCUAAAACCUGGACAAUACUGACAUCACUGUGCAAGGAAUGGGCUUCAUUUGGGCUGUUUCGUUCUGCUGGUAGAUUGGUUGGAUUUCUGUCUGGGACAAACAAACAAUGGCCAGGUUAAUGCUUUACUUUGGAGUUGCCUUUAUAUUUACUAUAAACAUUCUUCACAUGAUAAACUUGUAACAUCUAGGUCCGUAUUGCUGAAUAUUGUAUAUAAAAAUGUAAAUUUAAAUGUAAUAAAUUGUCUGGAAAAAGCUUGUCUAGUUUUCAAGGAGAGGGAUAAAAUAAGUUACAGCGACUUAUUAAAAACAAAUUUUACAAAUUG
This is a messenger RNA of Cololabis saira (Pacific saury), 2197 nucleotides long. It is a transcript of the gene gnl3, whose product is annotated as G protein nucleolar 3. NCBI's taxonomy places the organism in Eukaryota, Metazoa, Chordata, Actinopteri, Beloniformes, Belonidae. Gene Ontology annotation, molecular function: GTP binding. The coding region runs from base 84 to 1790 and encodes 568 amino acids. The transcript has 15 exons. Gene Ontology annotation, cellular component: nucleolus. The record is from RefSeq and is a predicted model, not a curated record.